This is a messenger RNA of Saccostrea cuccullata (small rock oyster), 1565 nucleotides long. Its product is annotated as protein NipSnap-like. The record is from RefSeq and is a predicted model, not a curated record. Bases 46 to 951 code for a protein of 301 amino acids. Lineage: Eukaryota; Metazoa; Mollusca; Bivalvia; Ostreida; Ostreidae. Gene Ontology annotation, cellular component: mitochondrion. The transcript has 10 exons.
AUGAUUUGACCUUCACUUUCGUUUUCAUAGCGAGGCAAUGGAAACAUGAACACUCCGGUCAUGGCAAGGCUACUGAGAAGUAUAGGUGUUUGUGGAAAGUCCGUCCGCACAAAACAGCUGUGCGAAACAUCUUUCAAUUCACACAGAUGUCUCUCAACAUCAGCAGUGUUACAGACUGAUGACAAUCAUAAGAGAUCCUUUGGGGUGAAACAGAUACAGUUUAUCAAGUCCAUAUUUGACAAGUCGGACUUUGGACCCUAUGAAAUUCAGAAGGAAUCUCAUUCAAGCCAGCUUUCAGACAAAGAAACUGUGUAUGAAAUUCAGCUUCAUGCAGUAAAGCCUGAAAAUAUGGAGGAAUAUUUGAAACAGUUCUCUCAAUUUCAAGAACUGAUGCACAAUAAGAAGACCGGUGCACAUCUGGUCGGGAGUUUUACGGUGGAAAUCGGGGAUCAAGAUGAAGCAAUUCAUAUUUGGGAAUACAAAGGAGGGUAUCCAGUUUUAAAUAAUGCCACAGAAAUCUACAGGACUGACCAGGAUUUUAUUAACUUUCGAAUCAGCAGAAACAAAAUGCUUCGCCACAGGAAGAAUCAGAUUCUUUUACCCUUUAAUUUCUGGCCCGCCCCAGUGCCAAGAGAAGGAAGGAAUAUCUAUGAAAUGAGAAGUUACACACUAAAGCCUGGUUCAAUGAUAGAGUGGUCAAAUUGCUGGGCGAAAGGUUUACGCUUUCGGCAAGAAAAUGAAGUUGCAGUCUGCGGACUGUUUGCCGAUCUAGGUGACUUAUUCACAGUGCAUCACAUUUGGGGAUAUAAAGAUUUACAGACAAGGAAAGAAACUAGAGCAAUGGCCUGGAGCAAACCAGGAUGGGAUGAAUGUGUAGCCUACACAGUACCUCUUAUCCGUCAUAUGGAAUCAAGGAUUUUGAUCCCCACCCCUUUUUCUCCAGUACAGUAAUGGAAUUUUAAGCCACCAUUGCUGCAGUCCUAAAGACACAAAGUGCUGAGAUAUCAUUGAGUGCUGUAUACAAAUCCGUUAAUUUAUAUUUAAGAUUAAGAAUUUACAAGUGAAAGUAAAAGCAAAAUAAAGUGUUAUCUUUUACUCUAGUCAAUCCACUCCCAUUCUGUUAAUUAUGGAUAUAAUGAUAAUUUACAUUUUGAUAUUGAAUGUACAUCUUAAAAUGAGUUUGAAUAGUGUUAUAUUGUUAGGUGCAUAUUAUAUGUUCAUAGGAUUGAAUAUAAUUUACACAUGUAUAGUUUUCUAACUGUUGGUGCAUACGUGAACUUGUCAAUGGUUGUAUAAUUAAUGUUUAAACCAAAGUUUCAUCAACAUUGAGGAAAUAUAUUUCCUUUGCAAUAUAAAGUGCCAGAGUAUUUUUUAUGAUAACAUUUUCAGUGUCUACAGUAUUUUUUUUUAAAUGGACUGUAUACUGAUUCCCUUACAAAUCUCUACCUUUGUAUUACCUUAAUAGUCAUAAUAUAUUUGUUAAAAUAGAUGAAGUGUGCUGAUGCAGCAAUGCUAUUUUGUGAUUAGAUUAUCAACAAUAAAAUGGUUUCAUGUACAACAUGACA